AUGGAUGCGUUAGCACUGGAGACGGAUGCUGGACAUCGUCUUCUCACACAAUACUGCAGGACCCAGAGUGGCGGUAAUCUCGAACAAUCCAUAGAGCACUUUGAACGAGCCUUGGAUCUGUGCCCCAUAGAUCAUCCCUACCACCCCGCAGCGCUGUUCAAUCUGGCCACGGCAAAGUGUGUUAGUUGCCAAGCUGACGAGAGAUACCUCGACCUCGACAUCCCCAUCUCUCUUUUUCAACGGGCCCUCGACUUGCGUGCAACUGAUCAUCCGGACCGAAGCGUCACCCAGCUCCAUCUUGCCAUUGCAUUGCUCUCGCGGUUCGCGAAACGGGGAUUUGAAUCGGAUGCGGAUGCAGCUGAAGAGUUGCUGAGCGAAGUUCUCGAAGCCUGCCAGGCCAACAGCCACAUUUAUAGAGCAGCUUUGAUCGCAAUGGAAAUACGGGCUCUGCAUUCUGCUGGAAGGUUUAAGGGAAAUGAUCUUGAACAGGAGCAGCCCACCACAUCGAUGUUUCCGUUAUCGCCAAAUCAACUGGCUGAUCAAGCAAAGCGGUGUUUGCAGAGAGAUGAACCCGGUGCCUUAGAUGAAGUGAUAUCCCUUCAUUAUGAUGCACUGAGAUACUACAACACCGGGCAUGCCUGCCGAGGGCAAUUGUUAGAUGAUCUGGCUGGAAUGCUGGAAACUCGUUUCGAGCGUCGAGGCAAUGACAAAGACUGGGAUGAGGCUAUCACGCUUCAGACGGAAGCGCUGGCUUUGUUCCCAGUUGGUCACACAGAUCAGUGCAUGUCAUUAAACAAGCUUGCAAGUGGACUCUUCUCCCGCUAUCAGGACCGAGGUAAGGACGAAGACUUGGAUCAGGCUAUCGCACUUCAGAGGGAAGCGCUGGCUUUGCGCCCGGUCGGUCACACAGGUCGGUCCAAGUCAUUAAGCGACCUCGCGCUUAAACUAUCCUGCCGCUCUGACCACCGAAGCAAUGACGAAGACUUGGAUGAGGCUAUCAUAUUCCACAGGGAAGCGCUGGCUUUACGCCCGGUCGGUCACACAGAUCGGUCUGCUUCGUUGAGCGACCUCGCACUUGAACUCUCCUGCCGCUUUGAUGACCGAGGGAACGACAAAGACUUGAAUGAGGCUAUCGCACUUCAGAGGGAAGCGCUGGCUUUGCGCCCGGUCGGUCAUACAGGUCGGUUUGUAUCAUUGAACAACCUCGCAAAUCGGCUCUCCUCCCGUUUUGAGCACGGAGGCAAGGACGAAGACUUGGAUGAGGCUAUCGUAUUUCACAGGGAAGCGCUGGCUUUACAUCCGGUCGGUCACACAGAUCGGUCUGCGUCAUUAAGCGAUCUCGCGGUUGAACUCUCCUCCCGCUUUGACCACCGAGGCAAUGACAAAGACUUGGAUGAGGCUAUUACGCUCCAGACGGAAGCGCUGGCUUUUUGUCCGGUCGGUCAUACAGAUCGGACCAUGUCAUUAUACAACCUUGCAAAUCAACUCUCGUCUCGCUUUGAGCACCGAGGCCAUGGCGAAGACUUGGAUCAGGCUAUCGCACUUCUCAGGGAAGUGCUGGCUUUGCAUCUGGUUGGUCAGACAGGUCGGUUCAAGCCAUUAGACGACCUCGCCAAUCAACUCUCCUCCCGCUUUGACCACCGAGGCAACGAGGAAGACUUGGAUGAAGCUAUUACGCUUCAGACGGAAGCGCUGGCUUUGUGCCCCGUCGGUCACACAGGUCGCUCCGUGUCAUUAAACAACCUUGCGAGUGGACUUUUCACCCGCUUUGAGCACCGAAGCAAGGAUGAAGACUUGGAUCAGGCUAUCGCACUUAACAGGGAAGCGCUGGCUUUACAUUCGGUCGGUCACACAGAUCGGUCCAUGUCAUUAAACAACCUCGCGUUUGAACUCUCCUCGCGCUUUGACCACCGAGGCAAUGAUGAAGACUUGGAUGAGGCUAUCGCACUUCACAGAGAAGCGCUGGCUUUGCGCCCGGUCGGUCACACAGGUCGGUCCUCGUCAUUAAACAGCCUCGCGAAUCGACUCUCCUCCCGUUUUGAGCACCGAGGCCACAACGAAGACUUGGAUCAAGCUAUCACACUUUACAGGGAAUCACUGGCUUUGUGCCCGGUCGGUCACACAGAUCGGUCCAUGUCAUUAAACAACCUCGCGAGUGGACUCUUCACCCGCUUCGAGCGCCGAGGCAAGGAUGAAGACCUGGAUCAGGCUAUCGUGCUUAACAGGGAAACACUGGCUUUGAUCCCGGCCGGUCACACAGAUCGGUCUAAAUUAUUCAACAACCUCGCAAUCCAACUCUCCUCCCGCUAUUACCACCGAGGCAACGACGAAGACUUGGAUCAGGCUAUCGGACUUCUCAGGGAAGCGCUGGCUUUGCGCCCGGUUGGUCACACAGGUCGAUCCAAGUCAUUAAACAACCUCGCCAAUGAACUCUCCACCCGCUUUGAGCACCAACGCAAUAGAGAAGACCUCGACGAGUCACGAGAGAACCUUUGCUGUGCAUUGACUCUCUUGACGCAACAUGAUCCUCUCCAAUUAGCAGUUCAUCAGUCGCUAGCUACGGUCUAUCUAUCAUUCCAUCGUUUAGGGCUUGACGACACCGGUGCGGGCGAAAAUACAGACAGUCUCAAUGCUGCCAUGCAUCAUCUCAAGGCAGCAGCAAAUGUUGUCUCUGGAGGCUUGCUAUCCCGCCUGCGGGCAAGUCUGCAUUGGGCGCACCAUGCUAGUGAAUAUUUGCAUGGUACUCAACUGGAGGCAUAUGCUAUCUCUAUGCAACUCCUGGACGCUUACAUGUCUGUGACGGCCUCUGUGUCGUCUCGUCAUAAUGCCAUGAAGGAAUUCUCAAGGACACUUGCUGUCGAUGCUGCAUCAUGUGCCCUUCGCAGUGGCGAUGUGCGUCGCGCUGUUGAGCUGUUGGAGCAAGGUAGGACUAUCAUCUGGACCCAGAUGGCACGCCUCCGCACGCCUCUUGAUAGCCUCCAGACUUGCGGCGAUCAUGCAGUGACUCUGAUGAAGAGAUUCAGAGACCUCAGCUUCCGCCUUGAUAAACCUUACGCAAGUCAUUCAGAAGGCACGCCAAGUGUUGACGUAGAAGCUGAAGAAACCCGGUACAGACGUCUAGUGCAGGACUGGAAUGGAACUGUAGAAGAGAUGCGGAAGAUCGAAGGCUUCUCUCGCUUCUUACUUCCCCCCUUGUUCUCUGAUCUUCAACAUGCGGGUCAUGAUGGGCCCAUCAUCGUGCUCCUCGCGAGCGAAUCGUCUUGCGAUGCCAUCAUUGUCACUCACGAGCAACCUCCCACUAGCAUUCAACUCCCUACCAACUUUCAGAAACUCGCCGAAUUGGAGAUCGCAUUCCGAGAGGCAGUUCCCAAGGAUGCUGGUCCUAAAGGGAACCAACGAGCGCUGAUGGAAGCUUUGAGGAAGCUGUGGGAAUUCGUCGUCCGCCCGGUGGUCGAAAAUCUGGGUGCAAUUGCGCGACGAGGUUCUCGAAUAUGGUGGUGCCCCACAUCUGUCUUUAAUUUCUUGCCGUUGCACGCUGCCGGUGAAUACAGGAAGGAUGGAGAGUCCCUUUCACGGCACUACAUCUCCUCAUAUACCCCAUCGCUCACCGCGCUGAUCAAGGCUCGUGCAAAUCAUGACAAGUCCCCGUCGGUGCCCUUUGUUGCUAUUGGUCAGAAUCGCCCAGCCGGUGUCUUGUUCACUUUGGAUGCUGUAGAGCCUGAGCUGGAAUUGGUGCGGACACUCUUACCCCCUCCCCCAACCGUUUCCUUCUCCAAGAUAACCAGUGUUGAUGCCACGAAAUCGAGAGCGCUGAGCGCAUUGCAAGACAAUACGUGGUUCCAUCUCGCGUGUCACGGGACGCAGAAAUUUGACGAACCCUUCCAGUCGGCCUUUCUCAUGCAGGACCAGCCGCUUUCGCUCCUCGAUAUUGCUCAUAUGGAUCUGUCUCGCCAUCAAUUUGCAUUUCUUUCUGCCUGUGAAACCGCAGUUGGUGUCCCUGCGACGCCAGACGAAGUGAUACAUCUAGCUGCUGGCUUGCAAUUCGCCGGGGUCAAGAGCGUCGUUGGGACGUUAUGGAAAGUCGAUGAUCCCACUGUGCAGCGUUUGGUCAAGGCGUUUUAUGAAAACUUGUGCGGGGAUGGCACUAUGAAUUCCAAACGAGCUGCGCGAGCGCUGCACCGAGCCGUGCAGUUGUUGGCUAGUGAUAGGGACAUUCCGUUGGCCCAGCGCAUAGUGUUCGUGCAUAUUGGCAUAUAA
Suillus plorans is the source of this 4257-nucleotide messenger RNA. RefSeq names its product TPR-like protein. Gene Ontology annotation, molecular function: protein binding. The record is from RefSeq and is a predicted model, not a curated record. Lineage: Eukaryota; Fungi; Basidiomycota; Agaricomycetes; Boletales; Suillaceae. The transcript has a single exon. Gene Ontology annotation, biological process: cell division. Bases 1 to 4257 code for a protein of 1418 amino acids.